AGUGUCUGUCCGGUUCUCGGAGUCUCCGCUUCGCUUUUGCAUAGUGGAAAGUGAGCUGAGCUGGCUUCGCCUGACGUAUAGAAAACCAGCGCCAGGGAAGAGAUGGCACUUUGGUUCUUGGACCCCAACGCCAACAGUCUGGUCUUCCUCCACUGUUGCAUCAAUUUGCAGUCAUAGAUACGUUUGAUGGAAGAGGAGAGGACUUGUUGGAAGAUUUGAGCUCAUUUCUGUAUCUGGGUAUCGGCUAAAAUCUUCAACUUCCUCAUCACUCGGAUAGUUCAUGGCGUUCUUUCAUUUUUCUAGCAAAAUGGCUGAUGCAAGAUUGAGGACAUGGUUGUGGGUUGUACUGAGCAUACAGAUCUUGCUCAAGUCUGAAGCCACUAACGUCAGCAUUACAUAUGUCCAAAAUGCUGUAGCGAAAGGAGCUGUUUGUUUGGAUGGCAGCCCUCCAGCUUACCAUUUCAAUAAGGGAUUGGGCACAGGCGCUAACAAUUGGCUUGUUCAGUUUGAGGGAGGAGGAUGGUGCAACAACGUCACCACUUGCCUUGCUCGAAGGGAUACACGGUUAGGUUCAUCGAAGGAGAUGGUCAAGGAAGUUGCUUUCUCCGGUAUCCUCAGCAACAACCAUAGUUUUAAUCCAGACUUCUACAACUGGAACAGAAUCAAGGUCAGAUACUGUGAUGGAGCUUCUUUUACUGGGGAUGUGGAAGCAGUAGACCCAGCCACUAAGCUUCACUUUAGAGGAGCUAGGGCUUUUGUAGCAAUUAUUGAGGAUUUACUGUCGAAAGGGAUGAGUGAUGCGGAAAAUGCUAUUCUUUCUGGAUGCUCAGCUGGUGGAUUGACUUCAAUACUGCAUUGUGAUAGAUUCCGAGCUCUCAUGCCUACAAGUGCCACAGUCAAAUGUGUUGCAGAUGCUGGCUAUUUUAUCAAUGCGAAGGAUAUUUCCGGAGCUCAACACAUUGAAACUUUCUACAGUGAAGUGGUUGCAACACAUGGAUCAGCCAAGAAUCUACCAACUUCCUGCACCUCCAGACUGAGACCAGGAUUGUGUUUCUUCCCCCAAAACGUGGUCAAGCAAAUUCAGACCCCGUUAUUCAUUCUAAAUGCCGCCUAUGAUGCAUGGCAGAUUAAGAAUAUUUUGGCACCCGGAGUGGCUGAUCCUCAUGGAACCUGGCAUAGCUGCAAGCUUGAUAUUAAUAACUGCUCACUGGAUCAACUCCAAAUCAUGCAAGAUUUCAGGCAGCAGUUCUUAGACGCACUGAGCAGAGUCGGAACCUCUCCAUCAAGAGGAAUAUUCAUAGAUUCUUGCUAUGCUCAUUGCCAAUCCGAGAUGCAAGAGACAUGGCUGAGGGACGACUCUCCAGUACUGAUGGAGACAUCUAUAGCGAAGGCUGUUGGAGACUGGUAUUACGACCGGCGUCCAUUCCAAAAGAUUGAUUGCGCUUAUCCCUGCAACCCUACUUGCCACAACAUGGUUUUUGAUGAUCCCAAAGAACACCCUGAACACAUUGCUCCUCAAUCACAUGAACCCAGUUUCAGCAGUCCGUGUCCAGCAUACAAUAGACCAAAAAUGCAAAUCCUGAGUUGGUUGGUUUCUUUCUUCAUUUUCAACUUCCACCCUGGAUGAAUAGCCCGCUCUAAAUUUACAGCAGUCUGAAAAUGGGAAGUUGUUCCUUGGGUCACAGCAAGCACACUGAUCUACAAUUCAAGUGCAUACGGAGUGAAAGAAUAUACUCAGAGUGACUUCUAAUGGUCAGCACAAUCCAAUAAGGAGCAAGAUCACACACCUUACGAAAUGUGAAAGAUACCCUUCUGAACUUCUUUUUAUAACCUUAUCCAUUACUAUGUCAAUCUGCAAAACCACAUGAUCAAUACCUAUUAGUAAGAACAAGUUCUCAUGCAUUAGUGAGAUAUACAGAUACUCUAUUUACAUUAUCUACAAAUGCCCAUGCCGUA
Molecule: messenger RNA, 1956 nt
Organism: Eucalyptus grandis
Lineage: Eukaryota; Viridiplantae; Streptophyta; Magnoliopsida; Myrtales; Myrtaceae
Product: pectin acetylesterase 8
Exons: 15
Coding region: 281-1627 (448 amino acids)
Biological process (GO): cell wall organization
Cellular component (GO): plant-type cell wall
Molecular function (GO): pectin acetylesterase activity
Source: RefSeq, a predicted model, not a curated record